Molecule: messenger RNA, 984 nt
Organism: Carassius auratus (goldfish)
Lineage: Eukaryota; Metazoa; Chordata; Actinopteri; Cypriniformes; Cyprinidae
Product: radial spoke head 1 homolog
Exons: 8
Coding region: 101-754 (217 amino acids)
Biological process (GO): spermatid development; axoneme assembly
Cellular component (GO): nucleus; motile cilium
Source: RefSeq, a predicted model, not a curated record
UGGUCUGAAGUUAAUUGCUAUGGUAACGGUAAACAGUGUGGAAGUGAAGCGGUUGUUUCGGCGUGGUUCUUCUUCUCUGUUCAGUGAUCUCUAGUUCAUCAUGUCAGACGCGGGCUCUGAAGAGUUUGACGAGGAGCAGGGCUCUCUGGGGGAGUACGAGGGAGACAGAAAUGAAGCAGGAGAGAGACAUGGAAAGGGCAGAGCUGUCCUGCCGAAGGGAGACACUUACCAAGGAGCUUAUGAAACCGGCAAGAGAUGUGGCCAGGGGACAUAUAAGUUCAAGAAAGGGGCCAGAUACAUUGGAGAAUGGUACAUGAAUUUAAAACACGGAGAGGGUGUGUUUUAUUACCCAGAUGGCUCCAAAUAUGAAGGAAGCUGGGUGGAUGACCAGCGGCAGGGUCAUGGUGUUUACACAUACCCCAAUGGAGACACAUAUGAUGGGGAAUGGCUGCACCAUCAAAGACAUGGGCAGGGUACAUACACACAUCACGAAACUGGCUCUCAGUACAUGGGCACAUGGGUCAUGGGAAAGAUGGCGUCCACUGGGCAGCUGAUCCAUCUGAACCACAGAUAUCAGGGCAACUUUGUCAAUAAUAAUCCCUCUGGUCCAGGGAAGUAUGUGUUUGACAUUGGCUGUGAGCAGCAUGGAGAGUAUUUCCAGUUAGAGCCGGACAGAGAAGCAGAGGAAGAUGAGACUCUCAUAACCACCUUCUUAAAGUGGAAACCAAAGGCAGUUACUGGGCUUUCUGUUUAGACCAAUGAGAAGGAUUCUGUCACCUCUGAUCAAGCGGUGGUGGAAAAGUGAGAAAGACAUACAGACCGUCAGAAACACAGAACACCAAAAGAUGAUAAAGAAAAGAGGACCUCCGGUUCAUUAUAUCUGACACUGUCACAAUGGGAUCCUGUAUCGGCAUAUGAGUUUCUGACUGUACAUUAUCACGCUUUUUACAUGGCCUCUUGACAAAUAAAUAAAUGGACAUGCAC